Messenger RNA from Chara braunii, 502 nucleotides. Lineage: Eukaryota; Viridiplantae; Streptophyta; Charophyceae; Charales; Characeae. The record is from the annotation of a GenBank genome assembly.
UGGCCGCUCUCAAACGGACGGCAGAGGAGGACAGAAGUCAAUGACGUUCGAGCCAUUACACAGAGGUGCUGGCGAUGGUGGCCAUGGUGCUGGUGAUGAUCUUGGUGUGGAAGGCGAGACCAGAGUUGACGUCAAUUCUAUUUCUCCUAUCGACCCAGCAGCUCAGCGAUUCACUACGAACGAUGUCCUCAUGGCUCAUCUGUGGAAAUGCGUCACUCGGGCAAGAGGCCUCCACGUGUCCAAAGCAGAUGAAAAAGAAGAAGACGAAGGAGAGGAUUGUGCUGACGUGUCCAGCGCUUGCUCUUACCCGUGCCAGUCGGGAGAAGAUGGCAAACUGGUCAGACGAGGUACGGCGGUCGACGGUAGAAAGCGGUUGCGGCCUUGUCUUCAUGAAGGAUUUUUUGGCAACGUCAUCUUUUGGUUUUGCGCUUCUGCGCCUGCUGGCCAGCUAGUGACGGAGUCGCUCGGCGAACGGCCCAAAGAAUCAAUCGGCCCGUACAUG